CCCUUCUUUCUCCCACCAACCCGCCAUCAUGAUGCUCAAGAUCGCCGUCCUUCUGGCCAUGGCCGUCGCGGCCAACGCCAUGUCUUUCGACGACUUCAAGACCACCUUCGAGAAGCAGUACGAGUCGCCUGAGGAGGAGGCUCGCCGCUUCGCCAUCUUCGCCGACAACCUCGCCUUCAUCGCCCGCCACAACGCAGAGGCUGCCCGCGGCCUCCACACCCACACCGUUGGUGUCAACCAGUUUGCCGACCUCACCAACGAGGAGUACCGCCAGCUGUACCUGCGCCCUUACCCCACUGAGCUGCUCGGCCGCGAGCGUCAGGAGGUCUGGCUCGAUGGCCCCAACGCCGGCUCCGUCGACUGGCGCCAGAAGGGUGCCGUCACGCCCAUCAAGAACCAGGGCCAGUGCGGCUCCUGCUGGUCUUUCUCCACCACCGGCUCCGUUGAGGGCGCCCACGCCAUUGCCACCGGCAACCUCGUCAGCCUCUCCGAGCAGCAGCUCGUCGACUGCUCUGGCUCCUUUGGCAACCAGGGCUGCAACGGCGGUCUGAUGGACAACGCCUUCAAGUACAUCAUCUCCAACGGCGGCCUCGACACUGAGCAGGACUACCCCUACACCGCCCGCGACGGUGUCUGCGACAAGUCCAAGGAGUCCAAGCACGCUGUCAGCAUCUCCGGCUACAAGGACGUUCCCCAGAACAACGAGGACCAGCUCGCCGCUGCCGUCGAGAAGGGCCCCGUCUCCGUUGCCAUUGAGGCCGACCAGCAGAGCUUCCAGAUGUACAGCAGCGGUGUCUUCUCCGGCCCCUGCGGCACCAACCUGGACCACGGUGUCCUCGUUGUUGGCUACACCUCGGACUACUGGAUUGUCAAGAACAGCUGGGGCGCCUCCUGGGUGACCAGGGGUGGCUGCCACUCUGGCGAGCAGGCCGUCCGCAUUGAGGGCAUCAGCGGCUCUUUCUGCUCCCCAUCCUGCAGCUCCACUUCCCCUUGCCCCACCAACGUUCCCCCAGGCACCACUGCCCAGCCUGAGUGCGUCCUCGAGACCCAGGGCUCCUCCCAGCCAACCAACUGCGCUCUCAUCUGCAACCCAGAGGAGAACGAUGGCGGCUGCCCCCAGAACGCCUCGUGCAAGCCCAUCCAGGGCGUUGGCAUCUGCACCUACGACUCGUAA
This is a messenger RNA of Salpingoeca rosetta, 1174 nucleotides long. Its product is annotated as cathepsin. The transcript is spliced from 3 exons. Lineage: Eukaryota; Choanoflagellata; Craspedida; Salpingoecidae. Gene Ontology annotation, cellular component: lysosome. Gene Ontology annotation, molecular function: cysteine-type endopeptidase activity. The coding region runs from base 29 to 1174 and encodes 381 amino acids. The record is from RefSeq and is a predicted model, not a curated record. Gene Ontology annotation, biological process: immune response.